Molecule: messenger RNA, 1626 nt
Organism: Mercenaria mercenaria
Lineage: Eukaryota; Metazoa; Mollusca; Bivalvia; Venerida; Veneridae
Product: proton-coupled folate transporter-like
Exons: 4
Coding region: 1-1488 (495 amino acids)
Biological process (GO): transmembrane transport
Cellular component (GO): plasma membrane
Molecular function (GO): transmembrane transporter activity
Source: RefSeq, a predicted model, not a curated record
AUGUGCUGUUCGGAAAAGGAUCCGUUGAUGCAAAAGGACGAAAAGAUGUAUCUCGACAAAUCUAAGCACAUUUCACUUCGUUUAGCAGGACCCCUGACAGUUUCUUUUUUAAGUUACAUGGCUAUAUGGAUUAAUACAUACGCUACAUCCGAGUGGAUUCAACAUCGUAUUAAAGUACAGAUGUUUGAGAAUGAAACAUUGACAGACACAUCUUCUUCGUGCAACAACCACUCCAAUCCGGAUUAUGCGAAGCUGGAGAAAGUUCAACAAGAGACCGCACGAUGGCAAAUGUAUUUAACAAUGACUAUCAAAUCCAUAGCGCUCGUGACUACAUUCUUUUAUACCGUUUAUACCGACCUGAUAGGGCGUAAAUUCUUAUUUAUUCUUAGUUGUUUUAGUAUCACUUUAUAUUUCUUCCUUUCAUCACUAGUCAUCCUUUUCGAUUUGCAUUUCAUCUUUCUCUUACUUGCAAGCGUUAUAUACGCAUUAACUGGGACAUCCUAUGGAUUACUUGCCGUCGGAUACUCUUAUAUUGCUGAUAUAACACUGGUCGGAAAGCAAAGAGCAAUGGCUUUCUUUGCAAUGGAUGUAAGCAUUUCAGUGUCUGGAACUAUAGGAGCUUUGGUGUCUGGUUACUAUAUAGAAGCAAUGGGAUUUAUAUAUCCUUCUUUCACUUCAGCAGCAAUCGCUUUUCUAGGGUUACUAGUAGCAAUAUUUUGCGUUCCAGAAUCUAUGAAGGACAAUAAGAAAAUUCAACGUCCACCUUUAAAACAAUCCAUAUUAAGGCCAUUUGAAUUCUACGUAAGCAAGAAAUUUAAAGGUUCUAGACUGUUAUAUAUAAUGUUACUAUUCGCCUUUAUCUUUGCCGACAUGACAGGUGUGCAUCGUAAAACUAUAGAAGCUCUUUAUCAGCUUGGAAUGCCAUUUUGUUGGUCACCAUCAAAAAUCGGAAUUUUUGCAACUUUGAAUGCUACUUCAGCAAACGUGUUAGGAACUUUAUUUCUGAAAGGUUUUCAGUAUUGUAUAUCAAAUAUCGUCAUUGCACUAAUCAGUAUUACUACUUCCGCGGGAGCAUUUGUCCUCGAAGCGCUAGCAUCCACUGAUAUUAUGCUGUAUCUAGUGGCUUUACCAGCAUGUUUAAUCAACAUAGCUUCACCAUUGAUACGCAGUACAAUGUCAACUAUGACUUCGAAACAAAAUCAAGGUGCCCUGUCAGCAAGUUUACUUGUCGUACAAACAAUCUGCAGUUUUGUCGCUGGUUAUGCUGACAACAGCGUAUAUGCUGCAACUUUACCUUUCUUCAAUGGUUUCAUCUUCCUGGUCUUCGCAGGAUACUGUGUCCUAUCAGCUCUCUUUUUAAUGGCGUACAUUUGGAUUAAAAAAAUAAAAGACAAAAUGAAUGACAUGACGACAACCGUCAACGUAUUGCCUGAUGAUGGUGUUAAACAGCGAGACAGUGAUGGUGAUAGACAGCAAUGCAAAGUUUAAUAGACAUAUUAUAAUAGUGAUAAACAGGAAGAAAGCGAUGGUGUUAAACAGCAAUGAAAAGUUUAAUAGACAAAGGUGAUGUUGAGACAACGAAAAUCAACAUGACUACUUCAGGAAGGAAACUUGAUAUCUAUAUAU